Molecule: messenger RNA, 1919 nt
Organism: Linum trigynum
Lineage: Eukaryota; Viridiplantae; Streptophyta; Magnoliopsida; Malpighiales; Linaceae
Source: the annotation of a GenBank genome assembly
CCGUAUUCAAAAAUACCGAUUGGGAUACCGAAAUACCGAUUGAGAUACGGAAAUAUUUAAGAAUUGGGAUUGGGAUACGAAAAUUAUUUUGGGAUUGAGAUUAAAAUUGAUUUUAGGAUGUAAUUUGGUAUUCGGGAUUUCGAUAUUAUCACAACGUUUGAGAAGAGAAGUAUGAAAUGAAACAAGGCCCAACACGCAGUAAAAGAAUAUAAUAGGCCCAGGAUAAGGCCCAACCGAGAGUGAGCGACAGAACGUAGAAAGAAAGUCCCAUCUCUCUGUUUCUCUCCCCUUCCCGCUGCUUGCUGGCUUGGCCUUGCAGCUACUCUCUCUUUCCUACUUUCUCCUUUUCCCUUUUUUUCCUCAGUCCCUCGUUUCAAGCUUCCAUUCCUAGGGUUCCCAGCCCAGCACCACCACCACCGUCGUCCCUUUUGCUCUUCCUCCUCCCCUCCCAGUUCCCUAAUCCAUUCCUCCACCAUGAAGCUCACUGUUAAAACCCUAAAAGGCAGCCAUUUUGAGAUUAGGGUUCAGCCCACCGACACGGUAAUGGGGGUGAAGAAGAACAUUGAGGAUGUACAGGGGAAAGACAAUUACCCUUGUGCGCAGCAGUUGUUGAUCCACAAUGGUAAAGUGUUAAAAGAUGAGACUACACUAGCUGAGAACAAUGUCUCAGAAGAUGGGUUUCUGGUUGUUAUGCUUAGCAAGACUAAAAGUUCUGGCUCAACUUCAGCAUUGUCCAGUCAGCCUGCAUCUACAACAACCCCACCUACAUCUUCACAAACCUCAAAUCCAACUCCAGCACCUGAAGCCCAAACAGUGGCCCCAAGAAGUGCGGCUUCUGCUUCCGAUUCAGCAACAGACAAUCCACCAGCUGACACAUAUAGUCAAGCUGCAUCAACCUUAGUUGCGGGUACCAACUUAGACCAAACGAUCCAGCAAAUAAUGGAUAUAGGUGGAGGCACUUGGGACAAAGAAACCGUUACUCGGGCACUCAGGGCUGCCUAUAACAAUCCAGAAAGGGCAGUAGAUUACUUGUACUCUGGUAUCCCUGAGACGGCCGAAGUAGCUGUCCCUGUGGCUCGUGUGCCUGGUGGGCAGGCUACGGAAGCAGGGGCAGCCACUGGAGCUCCUGUAACCGGAGCACCUAACUCUGCCCCCUUGAACAUGUUUCCGCAGGAGCCACUUCCUGGUGCUGGAGCUGGUGGUGGUCUUGCAUCCCUGGACUUCCUUAGAAACAAUCAACAGUUCCAAGCAUUGCGGUCGAUGGUUCAGUCAAAUCCCCAAAUCUUACAGCCCAUGCUUCAGGAGCUUGGGAAGCAGAACCCAAAUCUCCUAAGAAUGAUCCAAGAGCACCAUGCAGAAUUUCUACAACUAAUAAAUGAACCUCAGGAUGGUUCAGAAGAGGAGAUGUUUGACCAGCCUGAACAAGAGAUGCCUCAUGCCAUCAACGUUACACCUGCCGAGCAGGCUGCCAUUGAACGGCUGGAGGCGAUGGGAUUUGAUAGGCCCCUUGUGAUUGAAGCCUUUUUGGCCUGUGAUCGAAACGAGGAACUAGCAGCUAAUUACCUUUUGGAACACGCUGGAGAUUUUGAAGAUUGACGACUCGAGAUUUUGAAGAUUGACGACUCGAUCGAUUCCUGGGAAUUUGUAGGAAUGAGAUUGUGGGGUUCAUAGUAUUUUUAUUUCAUAAUCCUACAAGGUUGAUCAAUCAGUGUCCUCUUUUCUAUCACAAUCUUGGAUUUGGUUGGUUGUAGUAGUGAUUUGGUCGAACUUUUAAACAACUGUCAAAUAUAACUCCCCUGCUAUCAAUUUUGAGAAUGGUGUUCAUGGUCGAUUAAACUUGUUUCCUAUACAUGCUAAACCGCCAGUGGAUCUCCAGUCAACCAUAACCUUCUCUUUUAGAAUAUAGCCACUGCAUGUUC